Messenger RNA from Pelodiscus sinensis (Chinese soft-shelled turtle), 2411 nucleotides. Lineage: Eukaryota; Metazoa; Chordata; Testudines; Trionychidae. The record is from RefSeq and is a predicted model, not a curated record.
AUGAGUCGUCUGAGCAUUACACAGCAGAAUUCACAAAUUGAGCUCUUUGUGAAUAGACUGGACUCAGUAGAAUCAGUACUACCUUAUGAAUACGAUGCUUUUGACUUCUGUCAAGAUGAGAGAGAAAAAAGACCUUCAGAAAAUCUUGGACAAAUCCUGUUUGGGGAGAGAAUAGCAUCAUCGCCAUAUAAGUUUACAUUUAAGAAAGAGGAAAUAUGCAAGGUAGCUUGUACAAAAUCAUAUGACCCAACAAACAGUAUCGACAAAAGUAAACUGACUUUUUUGAAGAAAGGAAUGCAAUUGAAUUAUCAACAUCACUGGAUUAUUGAUAAUAUGCCUGUAACAUGGUGUUAUGAAGUGGAAGCGGAACACAAAUACUGUAAUCCAGGAUUUCCAAUAGGAUGUUUUAUUACUACAGAUGGCAGAGUUAAAGAUGCUUGCAUUAUCGAUUCUCAGUUUCACAAGAGGGACACUUUCUACCUCUUCAACCAUGUUGACAUUACAAUCAUGUACCAUAGUGGGAAAGAUGAAAGCUGGCCUGGAGCAAGACUGGUAAUGGCAAAACUGGAUCCAAAAAGUUACAAACAUACAGAUAAAAACCAUUUAAAUUGUGGAGGUCCCCCUAUGGAGAUACCUGGUAAAUUCACAGACAAACUGGAUUUGAUCUACACUUAUUCUGUGAAAUUUCAAGAAAAUGAUGUCAAGUGGGCUUCCAGAUGGGACUACAUUUUGGAGUCUAUGCCACAUACCAACAUUCAGUGGUUUAGUAUAAUGAAUUCCCUCGUAAUUGUUCUCUUCUUAUCUGGCAUGGUGGCUAUGAUCAUAUUGAGGACUCUUCAUAAAGAUAUUGCAAGAUACAACCAGAUUGACUCUUCUGAGGAUGCACAGGAAGAAUUUGGUUGGAAGUUGGUUCAUGGAGAUGUAUUUAGACCUCCAAGGAAAGGAAUGCUGUUAUCUGUCUUUUUGGGUCAAGGAACGCAAAUUUUCAUUAUGACCUUUAUUACUCUUUUUCUAGCUUGCCUUGGCUUUCUUUCUCCUGCCAACCGAGGAGCUUUGAUGACCUGUGCAGUUGUACUGUGGGUUUUGUUGGGAACACCUGCUGGUUACGUAUCUGCUAGAAUGUAUAAGACAUUUCGAGGUGAAAAGUGGAAGACAAAUGUUUUGUUGACAGCUCUGUUGUGCCCUGGAAUUGUCUUUGCUGACUUCUUCAUUAUGAAUCUUAUUCUGUGGGUGAAGGGAUCAUCGGCUGCAAUCCCCUUUGGCACACUGGUUGCUAUCCUGGCAAUGUGGUUUGGAAUUUCUGUCCCAUUAACCUUCAUUGGUGCAUAUUUUGGAUUCAAGGAAAAGCCUAUUGAACACCCAGUACGUACAAACCAGAUUCCUCGUCAGAUUCCGGAGCAGUCGUUUUUCACAAAGCCAUUGCCUGGUAUUAUCAUGGGUGGCAUCUUGCCAUUUGGUUGUAUUUUUAUUCAGCUUUUUUUCAUUCUAAAUAGCAUUUGGUCCCAUCAAAUGUACUACAUGUUUGGUUUCCUGUUCUUAGUAUUUAUAAUUCUUCUUAUUACGUGUUCUGAGGCUACAGUCUUGCUGUGCUAUUUCCAUCUAUGUGCCGAGGAUUAUAAUUGGUGGUGGAGAUCGUUCUUAACAAGCAGCUUUACAGCCGUCUAUCUUUUUAUCUAUGCGGUUCAUUACUUCUUCUCUAAACUCCAAAUAACAGGAACUGCUAGUACCAUUUUAUAUUUUGGGUAUACUAUGAUCAUGGUUUUGAUAUUUUUUCUUUUUACAGGGACGAUUGGAUUUUUUGCCUGCUUCUGGUUUGUUAGUAAGAUUUACAGUGUUGUGAAAGUGGACUGAAGAAUUUCAAAGUGUCUUUGGAACAUAUCUUCCUGGCUGUGAUAUAUUUUUUCUUCAUAUUGAGAAACCUACUGCGCAGUUAUUUUUAAACGUAAAAGCUGUAUCACAGCCUGUAUGGCAGAACAUACAGGUUUAUGUAUGGAAGUAGCAGCAUUGGAAAACACUUACGCUCUUCAUAUUCUUCCUGCAAAUGUUAAUCUGUUCUAAUCACUUCAUAAAAAUACUAUAUCCAAAGUCUGAUUUAAAACAAAUGAUGCAAUGAAACCUUUUUUUUAAAGAUAGUGCAUUUAUAUAUUUUUCCACCUGAAAUUUCCUGUGACUUUUUGGUUACUUUCCUUUUAACUCUUACCAAUUAUAUCAUCAAAGCAUAGGACUGUCCAGUAAAUACUGUGUAAAAAAUGUGAAUUUUUUAACUUAAAACUGAUUGUACAUAAUAUUGUGCAACUUCUUUACAGCUUGUUUAUCAUCUUUCAGAAGAACAUGCAAUUAGUGUAAUGUAGAAUUUUGUUAAGGAUGUCAGCACUGUUUUUCUUCAAAUAAAACUGCACACCUCUGGCUGA